Molecule: messenger RNA, 696 nt
Organism: Acanthosepion pharaonis
Lineage: Eukaryota; Metazoa; Mollusca; Cephalopoda; Sepiida; Sepiidae
Source: the annotation of a GenBank genome assembly
AUGGAUUUACUUUCUUUCUUGAUUGAAUAUUUUCUUUCUUUUUUCUUUCUUUAUUUCUUGAUUGAUUGCUUACUUUGUUCCCUUUCUUUCUCUCUUUCUCUCUUUCGUUCUUUCUAUCUCUCUUUCUUUCUUUCUUUCUUUCUUUCUUUCUUUCUUUCUUUCUUUCUUUAUUCCGUUCUAUCUUUCUUUCCUGAUUGUUUUUCACAGUUCUUUCUUUCUUUCUUUCUUUCUUUCUUUCUUUCUUUCUUUCUUUCUUUUCGCCACUACCUAUAUGUUAGUAUCUAUCUAUCUAUCUAUCUAUCUAUCUAUCUAUCUAUCUAUCUAUAUAUAUAUAUAUAUAUAUAUAUAUAUAGAUACCUAGUUUUCUAUUCCUUCAUUCUUUUCCCCGCAUUCGUUAAUCAUUCUUUAUUCAUUCUGGCUUUGACAAUCUUUUAUUCACUUUUUUAUGACCAAUUAUUCAACUUUCUUUUCUAUUUUUUCUCUUCUCUUCGUUUUAUCUAUCUAUCUAUCUAUCUAUCUAUCUAUCUAUCUAUCUAUCUAUCUAGUUACGUUCAUAACUAUUUCUCUGUCUGCUUCGGUUUUUCAAUAUCAACAACUCAUUUCUUAUUUUCUUCUCUUUCCUUUUCAUUUGUAUCUGUAAAAUUUGGAUAUGCUUAUCUUUUUUUUCCAUUCUUUUUCCCCUUCUUUUUGUCGUAG